Messenger RNA from Limanda limanda (common dab), 3243 nucleotides. RefSeq names its product basonuclin zinc finger protein 1 (gene bnc1). The record is from RefSeq and is a predicted model, not a curated record. Gene Ontology annotation, biological process: regulation of transcription by RNA polymerase I. The coding region runs from base 1 to 3243 and encodes 1080 amino acids. Gene Ontology annotation, cellular component: nucleus. The transcript has 5 exons. Lineage: Eukaryota; Metazoa; Chordata; Actinopteri; Pleuronectiformes; Pleuronectidae.
AUGAUAAUGGCUGAGGCUAUCUGCUGCACUUUGGUGAACUGUAACUGUGACAGCUUCAAGCCCGGAAAGCUGAAAAGAAGGCAGUGCGAAAACUGCAAGCAUGGCUGGGUAGCACACGCCCUGAGCAAGCUUAAGGUGCACCACAUGUACCAGAGCAGCCAGGUGGAGAUUGUGCACUCCAACGUGGUGUUUGACAUCUGCAGCCUGAUGCUGUUUGGGACCCAAGCCAUCCCCAUUCGCCUCAAGAUCCUCCUGGACCGGCUCUUCUCUGUUCUAAAGCAGGAGGAGGUCAUCCAGAUCCUCAAUGCCCUUGACUGGACACUGCAGGACUACAUACGAGGAUACGUCCUCCAGGAUGUCGCGGGGAAGGUACUAGACAGGUGGGCUAUCAUGACGUUCGAGGAGGAAAUCGCCACCCUACAACAGUUUUUGCGUUUUGGUGAGACCAAGUCCAUUGUAGAGUUGAUGGCUCUGCAGGACAAGGAAGGCCAGGCUGUGUUGGUUCCAAGCACCCGCACCAACUCAGAUAUCCGCACUUUCAUUGAGCGCAACACCCCACGCACUGUUGCCAGCCUCUCCACAUCCAAAGCCAAUAAAUUAAGCAGUAACAGCAUGCACCACUUUGAGAACUUUAUCAAUAGCAUGGCCUUCAUGCUGCCAUUCCAACUAUUAGGCUCUGUUCCUGCACCAUUUCUAGGCUCACCAACAGGGACACUGCAGCAGCAGCAACACCAACAACACCAGCAGCCAUGCUGUGGGUCCUUGGAGCAGCAGAGUCAAAGACGAGAUGAUCUAGAGCAGGAUGAUCUCGGGAAGGACAACACUCUUUCACGACCUCCAGAAAGCAGUCUGCGAUGUUCCAGCUCUCUCUCAUUCACAACUGAUCGGGAAAGAGGUGGAGACAAACUAAUAGACAACCUCUCCACCACCACAAAGAUUGAGGCAGAAGACUUCUCCACUAGCGACAACUACUCUGAGGGACCCUCCACGCCAUGCACACCUUCCAUGAGCUCUGAUGUAACACAGAUGUCACCUGAGGGGAAACUGCGCUGCUUGGACAGGAAUGGGAGCAAUUGUGUGGGGGUCUCAGGGAGUGGUGGGUGUAUAGGCUCCCUAAAGAAGGGUCGUGUAUAUUGUAAUGCCUGUGAGAAAACGUUUUAUGACAAAGGCACACUGAAAAUCCAUUACAACGCAGUGCACCUAAAGAUUAAGCACAAGUGUACAAUCGAGGGCUGCAACAUGGUGUUCAGCUCAUUGCGCAGUCGCAAUCGCCAUAGUGCCAACCCAAACCCACGGCUCCAUAUGCCCAUGAAUCGCAACAACCGUGAUAAAGACCUGCGGGGCAGCAUAUCACCUGAUGAAAGCUCUCAAGGAGAAAAGAGGUCUGAAUAUGGCACACCCAUCCCUGUCUGCUCUGCAGAAAGCCAUAAAUCCGUGUCCAGCUACAUGGUGAGCCACGUAGAUGUCGGCUCAAAGCUCCACAGUAGCUCAUUCCCCAGCAUGGGCCAGAGUGGCAUCCUCUUUCCCAACUUGAAAACAGUGCAGCCAGUCCUGCCUUUCUACCGCAGUCUAGUAACUCCAGCAGAGCUUGCCAACACCCCAGGAACAUUACCCUCUCUUCCUAUUUUGUCCUCCUCUGUACCAGUCAAACCCAUCACGGGCCUUGAACCCUGCAUGACAGACCCGAUACCAAAGAAAAAGUCACGUAAGUCGAGCAUGCCAAUAAAGAUAGAGAAGGAGGCAGUGGAAAGAGAUGAUCGGACAGAUAAGGAGAGCAGCUCUGAGGAUGACAUUCACUUACAUAGCAGGGACCAGGAUGAGUGUGACAGUAUCCAAGCUGAAGGGCCUAUGUAUACAAGACCAGGUGGAGAGGAGAAGGAGUUGAGCGGGGCUUACACUGGUGAAGAAAAGGACAGGGACAUCCCCAAAAACCUGUUGGACCAUACCUUAGAUAGAGAAAUGAAAGAGAGGAACAACCAAGAUGAUAGGCCAAGGCUAGCUGAAACAGAGGUAGUCACCCGUGCAUCCUCCCCCUUUGAAAACAGACUGAUGGAGAACCACUGUGAAAACAAUUUACUAUGUCAUGAAGCCAAUGAAGAACGGGUAGACAGGGAGCAUGCAAACUCACUACAUGCACCUGACAAAUUUUCAGAGCUCAAGUGGGACGAGGGUGAGCAUAGGGGGAAAAAUGGGGGCACUCUCCAGCUCAUAGACCAAGUCAGGGAAGAGGCUGAUGGGUGUGUCGAUGAUUAUAGUGACUCAGGGUUAUCUCACUACGAACCCGAUACUGACCUGCCACACCACUGUGAAAUUUGCAGUAAGACCUUUAAGAACCCCUACAGCGUCAAGAUGCACUACCAAAAUGUCCACCUGAAGGAGAUGCAUAUGUGCACAGUGGAUGGCUGCAAUGCUACCUUCCCCUCCCGCAGGAGCCGAGACAGACACAGUGCAAAUUUGAACUUGCACCACAAGCUACUGACCAAAGAAUCCUUCAGCCCAGCCAGCACACUCUACCUGCCCUCAUCCCACAGUAGAGACAGAGAGUCCGUUUGCCUGGACUACAGCCAGGACCGGGAUAGAGACCUACCCCAUCGAGACCCAACCAGCCACACCUCUGUGAUCUUCCGAGGACACAACCGCAUGGGUCUGGUCUUCCCUAUGAGCAAAAUGUGUACUGUACCAGACAGUGCAGAGGCAUUGCCCUUAGGAGAGAUGGAGGGGUUAGGAGGGGGAGGGGGUGGAAGUGGGGAGGAUGGGGCUGUCCUGGACCUGAGCACAUCUUCUUCUGCCCCACCCCGUGGCAGCAGCAGUGCAAGAUCUUCCUGGGACUCUGAUGGAGCCGGCAGUGAGGAAAGGGAAGGGAUUGAGGAGAAUGAAGAGAUUCUCCCCAUGGAGGACAGUGAUGAAAGCUGCGAUGGGAUUGGCAUGGGAAGGCCUGGGGGGGAAGAGUUGUCAUUCGGGGGGGAGAGGACCCUCAGCAGUAUUGUGGGAGGACAAGGCGGGCUUCAGGGAGUUGGGGGUGGAUCUCCAAUAACCUGCCACAUCUGCCAAAAGGUCUAUAGCAACAAGGGCACAUUCAGAGCCCAUUACAAGACUGUCCAUCUACGACUGCUUCACAAGUGUAAAGUCCCUGGCUGUGAUACUUCUUUCUCCUCUGUGAGAAGCAGAAACAGGCACAGCCAGAACCCGAACCUACACAGGAACCUGGCUGUCAGUUCAGGUGCCAUAAUGGACCAGGAGUAG